AUGUCCAUCAAUUGGGUUAUGCUAGAUGGCAGAGGGAGCUUUGUCCCGUUGCCAUCAGAACGGAUUAUCCACAAGUCAUCACCAAGAAUCAGUCUCGCCAUCACCACACCGUCGACAUAUCCGGGGAACAAUCCGCUGGCGAUCCACUGCAGCUCUGGCAUCGUUUAUCUGACCAAUCAAAGGAUAGUGUACCUACCAGAGAAAGCCACCCCAGAGUUCAAGUCCUUUUCUGCACCACUUCUCAAUUUGCACGACACGCAUCUCACCGUCCCCUGGUUUGGUCCGAAUGCAUGGCAGGCGGUCUUACAGGCGGUCCCCGGCGGCAAUAUCCCGGCAACGCAAGCAGCUGUCGAACUUAAAUUGACGUUCAAAGAGGGCGGGGCUCCUGAUUUUCAUUCGACGUUCGAGCAGAUCAAAGAAAGGCUCCAGCAAGUCGUGUCCGCAGCGAGGGAGAACAACUUGACCGGCUCGCGGCCAGAUGCCUUUUUGGGUAAUGUGAACCUGGAUAACGUCCACCUUGACCAGUUGCCUUCAUACAACGAAUCUGGGCACGACCCCAUAGCUCCCAACCACCCCAGCGCCCCCGGCGAAGUUGUGACUUCCCCAAUGCCGAUGAGCACUCGCGCGGCUCCCGAGUUGAGGCGAGCUGAAACACCCCAAGAGGAAGCCGAGGCACCAAGCGACGCGCCUCCGGGGUACGAAGAGACACAGCAGCAGAGUAUCCAGGCUGAGCUGGAUCGGAGAUUGUCAGAGACUCGCGGUUGA
Messenger RNA from Fonsecaea erecta, 765 nucleotides. RefSeq lists its product as hypothetical. Gene Ontology annotation, biological process: positive regulation of DNA-templated transcription. The coding region runs from base 1 to 765 and encodes 254 amino acids. The record is from RefSeq and is a predicted model, not a curated record. Lineage: Eukaryota; Fungi; Ascomycota; Eurotiomycetes; Chaetothyriales; Herpotrichiellaceae. Gene Ontology annotation, molecular function: chromatin DNA binding; transcription coactivator activity. The transcript has 3 exons. Gene Ontology annotation, cellular component: nucleus.